UUAUUGCUACCUGCAAGAGACGUGCUGUACCCUGGACAGAAGGUAUACUGUGUGUUUUAAUCUCUCCUGUCCCCGUUUUCUCCAGGACUUCAAGGAGCAGAUAGUCCAUCAUGCUGCAACCAUCUUCCUGAUCAGUUUCUCGUAUUGUGCCAAUUACAUCCGCAUUGGGACACUGGUGAUGGUGAUUCACGACGCUUCUGAUUGCUUCCUAGAGCCAACUAAGAUAUUCAAUUACAUGAAGUGGAAAAAAACUUGUGACAGCCUCUUUAUGAUCUUCUCAGCUGUUUUCCUCAUCAGCCGCCUGGUCAUUUUCCCCUACACAGUGCUCUAUAACACCUACUAUUACUCCAUGGAGAUAUUUCAGCCCUUUUUUGGAUAUUACUUUGUGAAUGCUCUCCUGAUAACUCUACAGUUGCUCCACGUCUUCUGGUCCUGCCUCAUUAUUCAUAUGGUCUACAAGUUCAUGCUCCAGGGCACGGGAAUUCUGUCUUCCUGAGAGCAAGCAUGAGCAGCUCAUCUUCAUCCAUAUUGUCCAGAGCUUCCUUGUCAGCCUUCCUUUAAGGUAGCACAGAACAAAUAACUUGCAAAUUAAAACCGGAAACUUCACACACUGCAGAAAAUGAAGGGGGAACUGAAGAGGCCCUUCCUACUGUUUUCCUAAUUCUAGUGUGGGGUGAAAUGCCACUGCAGUUAUUACAGUGUUAAAUGAUGAGGUAAUGAAUGGCGUUAUUAGAAAUAAAUGAGCCAUCAAGAAGGCUGGAGCACA
Numida meleagris (helmeted guineafowl) is the source of this 766-nucleotide messenger RNA. RefSeq names its product ceramide synthase 4-like. Gene Ontology annotation, biological process: ceramide biosynthetic process. Lineage: Eukaryota; Metazoa; Chordata; Aves; Galliformes; Numididae. Gene Ontology annotation, molecular function: sphingosine N-acyltransferase activity. The record is from RefSeq and is a predicted model, not a curated record. The transcript has 4 exons. Gene Ontology annotation, cellular component: membrane. The coding region runs from base 179 to 496 and encodes 105 amino acids.